This is a messenger RNA of Selaginella moellendorffii, 3248 nucleotides long. Its product is annotated as pentatricopeptide repeat-containing protein At1g63330. The record is from RefSeq and is a predicted model, not a curated record. Bases 31 to 2244 code for a protein of 737 amino acids. Gene Ontology annotation, molecular function: protein binding. Lineage: Eukaryota; Viridiplantae; Streptophyta; Lycopodiopsida; Selaginellales; Selaginellaceae. The transcript has 3 exons.
AGCUAGGGUUCUUGGAGGAGCUGCUGCGCUAUGGCGACAGCGCUGGGCGCUCCGGCUGGUGUCACCGCUCCAUCCACCAGCAAAGGAAGGCCACCGCCCAAAUUCUGCCUUGCAUCCUCUCUCGGGGUAAGUCCGCGGCACUCUACCAGGGAAGUGGAGCCCGAUCUCAAGCUCCACACCUCGAAAUUCGCGGCUGCCAGUGCCAGCUCCAAGUCUGGCAUCUUCUACGCCCAGGCCGCCAAGGAAUUCCUUAGGGUUUUAGACAGCAGCGAGGAUUUCGAGCUCGCGAGCAGGCGGCUGUGUGAAUUCGGGGGCUACCUGGUGCCAUCGGUGGUGGGAAGGGUGCUCCAGCAGCUGGACGAUCUGGACAAGGCGGUCAAGUUUUUCGAUUGGUGCACGGGGCAGCCAGGCUACAAGCACUCGAAAUUCACUUGCAAUUGCCUCCUCAGCGCGUUCGUGAGGAAGAAGAAGGCACAGGAGGCUUAUGACCUCUUCAAGAAUCACCGUUGUGGAUUGUGUUCUCCGGACAGCAUCACGUAUAGCACCUUGAUCAAUGGGUUUUGCAAGGCCCGGGAUUUCCAGCAGGCUUACAGGCUUUUGGAUGAGAUGGAGAAGAGAGGGAUCGUUCCACACAAUGCGGUCUAUAACACGAUCAUCAAGGGACUCUGUGACAAUGGAAGGGUCGACAGUGCGCUCGUCCACUACAGGGAUAUGCAACGCAACUGCGCUCCCUCCGUCAUCACUUACACCAUUCUCGUCGACGCCUUGUGUAAGUCUGCCAGGAUAAGCGAUGCCUCGCUCAUUCUCGAGGAUAUGAUCGAGGCUGGCUGUGCUCCCAACGUCGUAACUUACAACACGCUCAUCAACGGGUUUUGCAAGCUCGGCAACAUGGACGAGGCGGUCGUGCUCUUCAACCAGAUGCUGGAGAACUCGUGCUCGCCGGACGUUUUUACGUACAACAUUCUCAUCGACGGGUAUUGCAAGCAAGAGAGACCGCAAGACGGUGCCAAGCUCUUGCAAGAGAUGGUCAAGUAUGGCUGCGAGCCAAACUUCAUUACUUACAACACACUCAUGGACAGCCUUGUCAAGUCUGGGAAGUAUAUUGACGCUUUCAACCUGGCACAGAUGAUGCUUCGGAGGGACUGUAAACCGAGCCACUUCACUUUCAACUUGAUGAUCGAUAUGUUCUGCAAAGUCGGCCAACUCGACCUCGCAUACGAGCUCUUCCAGCUCAUGACCGAUCGUGGCUGUCUCCCGGAUAUAUACACGUACAACAUUAUGAUCUCCGGGGCCUGCAGGGCAAACAGGAUUGACGACGCUCGGCAGCUUCUAGAGCGCAUGACCGAAGCAGGCUGUCCUCCCGACGUGGUGACUUACAACUCGAUCGUCUCUGGCUUGUGCAAAGCUUCCCAAGUCGACGAGGCAUACGAGGUGUACGAGGUUCUUAGAAACGGGGGCUACUUCUUGGACGUCGUAACGUGCAGCACCCUCAUUGACGGACUUUGCAAGUCGAGAAGACUGGAUGAUGCCGAGAAGCUACUCAGGGAGAUGGAAAGAAAUGGGAGUGCUCCAGAUGUGGUGGCUUACACCAUCCUCAUCCACGGCUUUUGCAAGGCAGACCAGCUGGACAAGUCACUGGCGUUCUUCUCGGAAAUGCUUGACAAGGGAUGCGUGCCCACGGUGAUAACGUACAGCAUUGUCAUAGACAAGCUCUGCAAGUCUGCUCGCGUGAGGGACGGCUGCAUGCUGCUGAAGACCAUGCUGGAAAGGGGCGUGACGCCAGACGCUAUAGUUUACACCAGCGUGAUCGAUGGACUAUGCAAGUCCGAUUCCUACGACGAGGCUUACGAGCUCUACAAGUUAAUGAAGCAAACAGGCUGCGCUCCUACGGUGGUUACGUAUAAUGUGCUCGUCGACAAGCUCUGCAAGGUUAGCAGGCUGGACGAAGCAAUACAUUUGCUAGAAGUCAUGGAAAGUGACGGAUGCCUGCCAGACACGGUCACCUACAACUCAGUUUUCGAUGGAUUUUGGAAGUCAGCGGAGCAUGACAAAGCCUUCCGGCUUUUCCAGGCGAUGAAGUCACGGGGAUGCUCUCCGACGCCAUUCAUGUACAGCUUACUCUUGACAAAGCUUGUCGCCGAAGAAAAGAUGGACCAGGCGAUGGAGAUUUGGGAGGAGGCACUUGAGGCUGGAGCCGAUGUGGAUCCCGAGAUUAGCCGAACGUUACAACAAAACAAGCGGUGAAAACAGACCAGAAGGGAAGCGUUCGUUUGCUGACUGGCAGGGAUGGAACAGUGGCCAUUGGAGGAGAUCAUUAAAAACUAUUGCACCGCAAGUUCCAUGAACGGUCGCGUGGAGGUGCGGGUGAAUUUGACGACUCUGUAAUCCCUCUUGGACCCCGUCUCUGUGCUGGCCUACAUAAGGAUAACUUCGUCUCAUUCGGUUCGCUCUACUGACAGCGGCGGCUGUGUCGAGCAAGAGGAAGGGCUUCAAAAGAGUACAGAGUAGAGGGCAAGCAAUCGGCUUCUCAAGUGGUGCAUGCUAGCGAAGAAGCUUACAGCGUGUUUCUCCAAGAUGGGGGAGUCUCAGCCAGUGCCAAGGAUCAGGCGACGCAACAAGCAGCCGCAGAUGAGGCUGCUCGAGUUCUAUGUGAUCUCAGCUCAGGAGCUCAGAAGAGUCCGCAAAGACAUGAACUGCUUCGUCGUGGCCUACGUCUCCGCGGACAAGAAAGUGAAGACAGAGAUCGAUUUCGAGGGGAUAACGGAGCCGACAUGGCAGGAGAAGCUGAGCUUAGAGGUGGAAGAGGCGGCUUUCAAGGAGGAUAGCAACUCGCAGCUCACGUUUGAUAUCUUCUGCCCGGGGUUUCUGCGGGACAAGCUCGUGGGGACUGUGAGAAUCUCGCUGGUGGACGCCGUCAAGCCUUCCAACCAGCCGUAUCCGAUCAGCUCCUACCUGGUUUUCACUCCGGACGGCGACUCGCAAGGCAUGCUCAACGUCUGCGUUGCUCCCGGCGGGGUGUUUCCGAAACGCCUGGAUUUCUUGAGCUUCAAGAGAGUGAAGAGCAUUCACGGCACUCAGCUGGAGGCGGUUCCUUCUUUCAAGAAGUUCGAGGCCGAAGAAACCGAAGAAGAAUCGGGAGAACGAGUAUCAUUUCCAGGAGGGAUAGUAGCAAAUCUUCCAGGAGGAACUCUCGGAUAGUGGUCAAUCAGUAAUAAAUUCUUUGUGGCGGCUGGGUGGAUGGGCGAUUU